Molecule: messenger RNA, 1308 nt
Organism: Arabidopsis lyrata subsp. lyrata
Lineage: Eukaryota; Viridiplantae; Streptophyta; Magnoliopsida; Brassicales; Brassicaceae
Product: ABC transporter F family member 4
Exons: 2
Coding region: 543-1292 (249 amino acids)
Source: RefSeq, a predicted model, not a curated record
AAAAAAAAAGAGUUGAAAACCGUUGGAAAAAAGAAAAGAGGAAAAGAUUAAACUAAACCGAAUAUUUCGGUUCUAAUGGACACAGGCCUGAAAUUAAUCAUAGGCCCAAUGAUCCAUAACUGAAUAUUGCUUUCCAGAGUACUCAUUAUUGAUAGAAGGUAUAUACUAUAUACUAACUACUGAUCCUUCCUACAGUCGAUGUGGGACUCUUUGGUUUUCAACAUGAAGGAAACGUGAGUUAUGUCGGUGUUGAUCUCUUAUUUUUUAUGUUAGCCCAAUAAUAAAGCCCAUUAUUUGAAAUUUCUUUUAAAAAAACCACACACCCAUGCAUAGUUAGUUACUUCCCGCCAACGCAAACUGGGACAGUUAAAACCGUUGAAAGUAACAAAAGACAAACCCAGGACUCAGUUUUUGAGUUUCCUGAAGAUGGAAGUCACGAAUAUAUUCUUGUAGGCCUCUUCAAAAAAAGAAAAAUGUGGACUAGAUAGAGACUUUAACAAAAACUAAAAACAGAUGCAUUAAAAGAAGCACAACACAAAAAGAUGGAGCUUGAAUUAGGUCUAAAGAUCACUCGAACUAAAGACGAUGUUUCUUCCUCUACAGAUUUUAGGGUUACCAGUGAUUCUUUUGGUCAGCUAUCUCUUUCUCGAGAAACCAACUCUGUGUUUUUCCUCAUUCUUCAUCUCAAAGGAUUUAAGAAGGAAGGUAUCGAUAUCGAGAUAAACAAAGAAGGGAAUCGGAUUAAGAUCAGCGGAAGCAAAAAGGUAGAAGAGAUGGUUUUGGUAAAGUGGGUGGAGUGGAAAAAGGCAACAGAAAUCAAGGAAUUCAAGAAAGUGUUUCGGAUUCCAGAAAUUGUUAAUCUUGACAAGAUCAAAGCGAGGUUUAAUGAAGAAGAUGGGACUUUAACGGUUACAAUGCGUAAGAAGGUUAAGGGGAUUACCGGUUUAAAGAUCAAGGAAGAAGAGGAAGUAAAAGAUGCAGUAGUGGAAGAGAAAACAGAGGAAAAAACAGAACCAGAAGAAGAAAUCAAAGAAGAGCCAAAACCUGAGGAAGAAGAAGAAGAACAGGAAGAAGCAGAAGAGCCACAGAGAGAAGAGGAAGAAGACAAGAUUGGAGAAGAGGUUGUUGAGGAAGAAACAAGGGAUCAUGAGGAAAAGAAAGAAGAAGAAAUUGAAGAUAAACCAAGAAAGAAGAGAAGAAAAAAGUUCCGUUUACCGUGUUUUGCAGGAUCCACUCUGCUUAUGUCUAUUAUUGUUUUCAUCAUUCAAUUGAUUCAAUCCAGAAAAAAAUGAGACCACACUACUUAGA